Pseudomassariella vexata is the source of this 1511-nucleotide messenger RNA. Its product is annotated as cation efflux protein. The record is from RefSeq and is a predicted model, not a curated record. The coding region runs from base 74 to 1300 and encodes 408 amino acids. The transcript is spliced from 7 exons. Gene Ontology annotation, molecular function: zinc ion transmembrane transporter activity. Gene Ontology annotation, biological process: zinc ion transmembrane transport; intracellular zinc ion homeostasis. Lineage: Eukaryota; Fungi; Ascomycota; Sordariomycetes; Amphisphaeriales; Pseudomassariaceae. Gene Ontology annotation, cellular component: membrane.
CGCCGAAUCCAACUCCCAUUUCGGACGAUAAUUACCGAACAGCCGGUCCCGCAUCGGCGUAAAUAACGCCGUCAUGGCCAUCUUCAAAUUCACUUCCAAACAGAAGCUUAUUGGCACCAUCGCCAUCUCAUUCGCAUUCUUCGUCGCCGAAAUUGCUGUUGCCUUCUUGACAGGAUCUCUGGCACUCCUUGCCGACGCCUUUCAUUACAUGAAUGAUCUCAUCGGAUUUAUCGUCGCUCUAACAGCUAUCAUUAUAUCCGAGCGAGCUGAGUCACCCCAGGACUUUUCCUUUGGAUGGGCAAGAGCGUCGCUACUUGGCGCCUUCUUCAAUGGUGCCUUCCUUCUGGCUCUUGGUAUAUCCAUUUUCCUACAGUCGAUCGAACGAUUCAUCUCUCUUAAGAAUGUCGAAAAUCCCAAGCUGGUAUUAAUUAUGGGAUGCAUCGGUCUCACCCUCAACAUCAUUAGCGCCACUCUACUGCACGAGCAUCAUGAACACGACCACGGGCACGGACAUGCUCAUGGCCAUACUCAUGAUCACGGGGGAGAGUACGAGCACAGUCAUUCGAGCAGCCAUAGCUACGGUGCCGUCGACAUUGAGACCGGCAUGGCUGGAAAUGACAGCCUUGAUGAGCACCCGAUGACUCCAAUCAGCGCCCAUGCCGAACACCGACACGUCAUUGCCAACAUGAAGUCCCCCGGACGCGACCUCGGAAUGAUGGGCGUUUUCAUCCACGUAAUCGGAGACGCGCUGAACAACGUCGGUGUCAUCAUCGCCGCCUUGGUCAUCUGGCUUACGAGCUACGACGCCCGUUUCUAUGCUGAUCCGGGGGUCAGCAUGGGCAUCGCCAUCAUGAUCCUAUUGUCAUGCCUUCCUCUCGUUAAGAACAGCGGCAAGAUCCUGAUGCAGAGCGCGCCGCGUGGCGUGGACUUGGAUGAUGUCAAGCACGAUCUUGAGAAGAUCCCUGGUAUCGAUUCGGUCCAUGAGUUGCAUAUCUGGCGUUUAGACCAGAAGAAGUCAAUCGCUUCAGCGCAUGUUGUUGUCUCCAACGACAAGAUGUCUGACUUCAUGGAAAGUGCCAAGACGGUGACGGAGUGUCUGCACGCAUAUGGUAUUCACUCGGCAACUCUGCAGCCCGAGCUGGCCGUUUCACCCCCUGGCUCUGCAAUACCUACUGCGAUGGGCGCAGCGUCCUCUGUUGUCUCGUCGAGUAGAAGACGCCGAGCCGAGGGCGCUGCUGCUUGCCAGAUGGUAUGCGGGGACAUGUGUGGGAAUCUGAUGUGCUGCACUACGACAAUGUGAAUGGGCGCCUGGCGUCGGAUGUUCUAUUGCAAACCGUUGGUUGGGAGUUUCGAUAAGAAUAGCUAAAUAGACGCCUGCAGUAAAUGAUACAUACUAGAAAUAGGAAACUGCCAGUUUCUGUUACUGCGACAUGCUGGAUGAUAUUCCAUUUCCAUAGCAAGGUUGAACAUAAUUUGGCGUGGGAUGACGUCAACCCAAUAGGAACUCCAAC